This is a messenger RNA of Monopterus albus (swamp eel), 2380 nucleotides long. RefSeq names its product suppressor of cytokine signaling 3a (gene socs3a). The coding region runs from base 327 to 944 and encodes 205 amino acids. The record is from RefSeq and is a predicted model, not a curated record. The transcript has 2 exons. Gene Ontology annotation, molecular function: 1-phosphatidylinositol-3-kinase regulator activity. Gene Ontology annotation, cellular component: phosphatidylinositol 3-kinase complex. Lineage: Eukaryota; Metazoa; Chordata; Actinopteri; Synbranchiformes; Synbranchidae. Gene Ontology annotation, biological process: intracellular signal transduction; phosphatidylinositol phosphate biosynthetic process.
GAGGACUUCUCCCCACCUCCCGCUUAUAACUCUCAGCUUACCGAGGUUCACUCUACACACCGACAGGUCCAGGCCUGGAGUUUGUUGCCAGAGAACUUGGAAACAUUUUUACUCUCCUGACAGUGAACAGCCAUCUAUCCAACGACCGAGCACUUGGAUUUAUUUUCAAAGAGCGAGUUUGGAGAAGCAUCGAAGGCAGAUUAAGAGCUGACUUCUUCAUGUCCUCCCAGACAACACUCUGAACCUCUGUCUGACACCUCCUCUUCUUCUCCUGUCUGUGUGGCGCCCACUGCUGCCCAGGCUACCUAGAGAUUGGGCACAGCGCCAUGGUAACUCACAGCAAGUUUGACUCCGCAAUGAGCAGCAGCCUAUUGGAUUCCAGCAUGAGGCUGCCUCACCGUUACAAGACUUUCACCUCUAAGACGCAGUACCAGAUGGUCCUCGACACGCUCCACAAGCUCCAGGAGAGUGGGUUCUACUGGGGUCCCAUCACAGGAAAGGAGGCCAAUACCAUGCUGGCAGCCGAGGCCUCCGGCACCUUCCUCAUCCGGGACAGUUCAGACAACCGACACCUGUUUACCCUCAGUGUCAAGACAACAUCAGGCACCAAGAAUCUGCGUAUUCAAUGUGACAUGGCUUCUUUUUACCUACAAACAGACCCUAAGAACAUUCAGUCUGUUCCCCAUUUUGACUGUGUCCUCAAACUGAUCCAUUACUAUAUGCCUCAGAGCAAAGGGAACACUCGCAGUGGAAAUAUGUACUACAUUUACGCUGGAGGGGAGAAGAUCCCCCUGGAGCUCAUCAAACCUCUCUGCUGUAGCUUGUCCACCUUGCAGCACCUGUGCAGGAAAACAGUCAAUGGACAUUUGGACAUUUCUUCUAAAAGAGACCAACUUCCUCAUCCUCUUAAGGAGUUCCUCCAGGAGUAUGAUGCUCCUAUCUAGAGGUGUUGGGCUGAUGCUCUUGAAGGGGCAGAGACUUGGAUGGUUUCAGUACAGCUACAUUUGUAGUCAUGUACAGUGUCUGAGGAGUAAUGAUGAAGCAGUGUCAAGGAAGUCCCAGGACUGAGCUUGUGAAAAGGAGCAGUUUUAAACUGACAAGAUGUGUGCAGUUCUCAGAGAGAGGUCGGCAGUAGUGUCUUAAGGAAGAGACACUGGAUUGGGGACUAAUCCACAAAGAAGGCCAAGCGAAAGGGAUCACUGCUGUAAUCUGGGGGGGUAUGAAAGAGAGAUCUCCCCCGUUCUCCUCUGCCUCGCUGAUGACGUUCUGCUUACUGAAAACGGAAGUGAGGCUCACAGUCAGCUGUCUACAGUCUGAUGACGCACAGGUUCCCUCUGCUGCUGCUGCUAACCAGUGAACUGUGAGACUGUCUAGCUUAGAAAAUUCCCCGUCCAUUAAAGCUGGACUGGCUUUUACAAUCAGACUUGCUUUUUUGCUGACAUUGGGUGAUAAUCUUGAACUUACUAGACAUAUCCAUCCAGCAUCCUGUGACCAAGUGAACGCUGGAAAUUCACAGACAAUGGAAAAUUAGAGCACAAGUGAGUGGACUCUGCUGGCUGUCAGGGUGCCAGCCACAGUGAGAAAGGGCUGAACCUUUAUUUUUUUUUCUAGAAUCUUAUAAGAUGCUUUAAGAAUAGAAAAUGUGAAUAGAUGAUGUGUCACUAAUGUUUUCUUUAGAGGAAGGGCGUAUGCCAAACUUGCCUGAACAAGGUAACAGUUUGUUAGAUGACCAACAUGACUAUAGGCUCUUAAAUGAGUACCACUGCUGAGUCAGAAGUUUGUACGGCUUCAGCGGUGAGGACACAUAUACCAAAGAUGUAGUGGGUAUCUGUCUUAAACCAAAGUUUACAUGAUUGAAAAUGACAUGGUUAAUCUGUUUGUGUGCUGUCUUUUAUAAAGAUGUACUCUUGCUAGCCAAACCACUGGCUGUUGAUGCUUGAACAUAUUUGAGAAGGUUGACAAAGCAAGCAGACUGAUAAAACUUUGCACUUAUUUAUAUUUGUAUGGACGUUUCAUUAAUUUAUAAUAAAGAGUACUAUUUUUCUACGAAAUACGGUUUCAUUGUUUGAUUUGCUUUCUGAUGACUUGAAGUCUCAGUCUUUUGUCCUCACCAACAGUGACACAUGCUGCACAUCAUAUGCAUAUUAAUCUUUGGUACAGAGGUCAGGCCACAGGUUCACACUUUUUCAUGAUUUCCUCUUAAAUUUUACUAAGCACAAUUUCCUAUUUCAAACCAUGAGGGGAAACCAUUGCUCUAAAUGACACGGCAGUUUUAAAGACACGCUCAACAUAAACAUAUCUCAGUACAUUAUUAAUUUCUUAUCAUACUUCAAAAGCUUUGACGUUGCUCCUUUUAAGAUUAGUUUCCCUAGAAAACACU